Molecule: messenger RNA, 1333 nt
Organism: Esox lucius (northern pike)
Lineage: Eukaryota; Metazoa; Chordata; Actinopteri; Esociformes; Esocidae
Gene: rprml
Product: reprimo-like
Exons: 1
Coding region: 361-672 (103 amino acids)
Source: RefSeq, a predicted model, not a curated record
UGCGCAUUCAGGGCAGUCUCGCAUAAAGAUGUACGCCUCCUCAGAGAUGUGAGGACCCACUUGAGAGGUUCGAGCUACGUAGAAGUUGUGCUCAGUUUAAUACUUUGACUCGCAGGUGUGGUGCCGAAGAGGGUAUCGGGUUAGGGUUGUGAUAAUUUCUCUACUGAUGCGUACUACUAGUUCCAAUAAAAAAACGAACUUUUUAUUUCCUAUUUGAUCUUUACUUUUAAAUUGUGAUUUUCUUUUGUCACAUGACGCAAAGUGCAACCGCGAGCAAGGGUUUAGCCGUGAGUGUGUGUCUAGUGGAACCGUGCGCGGUGGGUCCUGCCAUAGCGUAGUCAGACUGACAACCACGGAGACAUGAACAGCUCCUUCCUCGAACUAUUCAACAGGAGCCAAGUCGUCGCUGGUACUCUUAUAAACUGCUGCAAUGGGACCGACGUGGCAACCAGUGACGGCGGUUCGCUGGUGCUGCCGCCCGACGAAAGGAAACUCUUCAUCAGUCGCGUGGUACAGAUUGCCGUCCUGUGCGUUCUGUCGCUCACCGUCAUGUUUGGCAUAUUUUUUCUCGGCUGUAACCUCAUGAUCAAAUCUGAGAGUAUGAUAAACUUUCUGGUGAAGGACCGGAGACCUUCCAAAGACGUUGAGGCGGUGAUGAUUGGACUCAAUUAAUCUCCGGCGCAGAGAUGGAGAGGGGUGUAGCUGCGCGCCACGGACCGGUAGCCUCACCACGCACCUGUCCAAGUUGCUCUGUGUCUGGGGUGGUAUGACGAUAUGCAAAGCGUUUGAUUUCUUUAGGAAAAUGUCUGCCAACUAAGAGAACAAUUGGAGUCAAGAGGCCAAUCCCUCACAUCAAAAGUUAACAAAGAACCAAUGCAUCAUGGUUUACGCGUUAUGGCUGUUUAACUGGAUGUUGGUUUGGUUUUUGACAGCCACCUUGUGAUACAAAUGUUUACACGUUGUUACCUCAAAUCAUAAUUGUUUAAGUAACAAAAAAACUCCUCAGCACAGUAUGGCCAUAAGCAUGACAAUUGUACUUUUUUUCCAUUGCAGUUCUGACAGUAUAGGACGUGGGUAUUCUCUGAUAAUGUAUUUUUCUUGGUCCAGUGUUUUAGCAUGUCCGGCCGACACAAACUGAACGUGCUGCAGGAUCUUGCACGUUUAACCCCAUUAGUGCUUUACUGAGUAUUUUACUGUCCAGUUCAGCAUGCGCCCGGCUUGGUCUGUGCUGUACAAGGUGGUAUUUCGACCUACUGUUUUUGCACACAAGCAUCUGAUGCUGCAUGAUUUUUGUACCAAGGUGAAACUUGAAUGACAACUGCAGCAUGCUACG